Pelecanus crispus (Dalmatian pelican) is the source of this 486-nucleotide messenger RNA. The record is from RefSeq and is a predicted model, not a curated record. Lineage: Eukaryota; Metazoa; Chordata; Aves; Pelecaniformes; Pelecanidae.
AUGAAUACACUCAGAUACUGCUUCUUUGCUGCCCUGAUUCUCAGUGCCUCACUUCCGUUUGUUUUCUACGCUGUUAACUUGCAUGCACAGAAAUCGCCCAGGAGGCUGAACUUCUCGGUGAGUUCAACUUUAGCAGAAGCCUGUAAGGCACUUAUUGAAGAUAAGGCACCCUUUCUGACGGAAAACACUUUAAUAACAUCAUUCAGACAAUCCAGUUGCACGGAGUACAUCCUGCAGAACCACUACAUCACCCGCGCCCUCUCAGCUGAGGAGGCUGCCUUCCCCAUCGCCUACAUCAUGACCCUGCACAAGGAGUUCGAGACCUUCGAGCGGCUCUUCAGGGCAGUGUACAUGCCCCAAAAUGUCUACUGCAUCCACGUGGACGCCAAGGCGCCGGCCCCCUUCCGGCAGGCGGUGCAGCGCCUGGUGGGAUGCUUCCCCAAUGCCUUCCUCGCCUCCCGGGCGGAGCGGGUGGUCUACGGCGGC